GCACGGUAGACGCGAACGAACGGAAUUGGUUUUCAAUCGAACAACAUAAAACAAAAAUAUUCUACUGCAGAUCGGUCGGUUGAGCAUUGCACAUUAUCAGUGAGAUUGACAGGAAUUAUCGGGGAACGUGAUUGGCAAUUUGGGAAAUGUCGCACUAAUCCGCGCACGUUGAUCAAAGUCGAAUGUUUGGUGGUGUAAAAUUCGGAAAUUUGAAAGUGAGUCAUUAACGAAAAUAAGAAAAGUUGACGUACCGAGCAAGAAGUGAUGAGCAAGAAAAGCUUUACCAUCCCGGUGGUGGACGUCGAAUCGCCGGAUGGUCGAGAUGAUCAGAAACUGCUGGGAAAUCCGUUUGACAAGCUACCACCGAUCAUGAUCGGUGGCCCAGAGGGAAAUGGCUAUCACCCGUUUCAGCAGAAGAGCAGUCCGGUCACACCGACGAGUCCGAUUAUUUACGCCCCUCAAUCGCCGUCGCUAGGAAAGAGAAGCCGAGCGUUCCGGCCUGGCACCACCCGGAAGUACCGCAAACGGGCCAUCCUGAAGAGUGGCGAGUGCAACAUAUCGACGUCCAAGGUAUCGCAGCAGCAUUUGCGGUUCCUGCAGGACAUCUUCACCACGUUGGUGGAUGCUCAGUGGCGCUGGACGUUGCUCGUGUUUGCCUUCAGUUUCAUCGGAUCGUGGUUGUUCUUCGCUGUGAUUUGGUGGCUGAUUGCCUUCACCCAUGGGGAUCUUGAGGAGAUGCAUCUGCCCGACCAUCAAGCUGAAAUCGGAUGGACCCCUUGUGUGUACAACAUUGUGUCGUUUACCUCGUGCUUCCUGUUUUCAAUCGAAACGCAACAUACGAUCGGUUAUGGUGUCCGCACGACCACGGAGGAAUGUCCGGAGGCGAUCUUCAUCAUGUGCUUCCAAUCGAUCUACGGAGUGAUGAUUCAGGCCUUCAUGGUGGGAAUUGUUUUUGCGAAGAUGACUCGGCCGAAACACCGCACCCAGACGCUGCUAUUUUCGAAGAAUUCAGUCAUCUGCCAGCGGGACGGAGAGCUGUGCUUGAUGUUCCGUGUCGGAGAUAUGCGUAAGAGUCACAUAAUUGGGGCCAGCAUCAGGGCGCAACUGAUCCGGACCAGGACGACCAAGGAAGGUGAAAUAUUGAGUCAGUAUCAAACGGAGCUGGACGUUGGGGCGGAUGGGUGUGGAUCGGAUUUGUUCUUCAUUUGGCCGCAGAUCGUUGUCCAUAGAAUCAACGAGGACUCACCGAUGUUUAACAUGUGCGCAUCGGAUUUGCUGCAAGAUCGAUUCGAGAUUGUGGUGGUUCUGGAAGGUACGGUGGAAUCGACCGGACAGUCCACCCAAGCAAGAUCAAGCUACGUCAACUCGGAGAUCUUGUGGGGACAUCGCUUUGAGCCGGUCGUAUUCUACAACAAGGAUAACCAGGGCUAUGAGAUCAACUACAGCAAGUUUGACGAGACGCAGCAGGUUGAUACUCCGCUUUGUUCCGCACGUGAAUUGGCCGAGUUCUACAAGAUUCAAGAUGAUUAUAGAAGUAAUGAUAAUCUCGAUAACAUCUCCUCGAAGACGCUGCUGGAGCAGCGCUGGCAGAACAAGUAUCGCACACUGAUGCACAGCAUCAGUCAAUUCAAUCUGGAAGACGAAACUGGAUCGAUGCGACUCAGUAGGAACCAUUCGCCCACGGCCAGUCCCAACUAUCUGACCAUCCAAAACCUCCCACGACGGAAUCGAUCCUACGUGCAGUUGGAGAACAAUCUGCGCAAUCUAUUUGAUUCCCCUUCGCCCCUGGCCACGAGCCCUCCGGCAGCAGCACCUCUGGAGAGAACACCUUCUUCAACGCCCCCACCCACCAUCCACGAACCGCCGGGCUACGUGGGUGGCCAGCGGAUCCUAAGUGUACCCAUGAGGAGCCGAACCUAUACCUGAGGAAGAUGUGCAUGUGUGCACUCUUUGAGAAAGAUCUUGUUCUAUGAAGAUUCAUAAACUCAAUCUGUAAUCGAAUCGAAAUGUGCUUUAGUUAGUAGGAUAACAAAUUCAGUACUAAUAAUAAUCAUCUAGUUGUAAGCUUAGAUAGAAAAAAUGAGAGUAUUAACCAAUGAGAAUUGAGAAACCGAACGAUACAUAAAUCAAGUGAUAUUUUAACGAAA
Ochlerotatus camptorhynchus is the source of this 2147-nucleotide messenger RNA. Its product is annotated as G protein-activated inward rectifier potassium channel 3-like. Lineage: Eukaryota; Metazoa; Arthropoda; Insecta; Diptera; Culicidae. The record is from RefSeq and is a predicted model, not a curated record. Gene Ontology annotation, biological process: potassium ion import across plasma membrane; regulation of monoatomic ion transmembrane transport. The transcript has 4 exons. Gene Ontology annotation, cellular component: plasma membrane. Bases 265 to 1926 code for a protein of 553 amino acids. Gene Ontology annotation, molecular function: inward rectifier potassium channel activity.